Molecule: messenger RNA, 1433 nt
Organism: Osmia lignaria (orchard mason bee)
Lineage: Eukaryota; Metazoa; Arthropoda; Insecta; Hymenoptera; Megachilidae
Source: RefSeq, a predicted model, not a curated record
UUCGUAAUUCUGCUGAUACCUUGUCUAAAUUUUCUAUGGAACUUCAUGGAUUUUGUUGUGUGCUAAAACAGAACUCCAUGGAGUCUUAUCCUAACAAUGACUACAGCUAGAACAAGACUGAACAUGCAUUUGCUCAACCUAACCUCACUUUGGGGUAUCGUGCACCAUCGGUAAAGAAAGCAUGUCUAGUCUUGAGGGAUCGGUACCAACUGCAAAUUUUCGCAAAACAGCUCGAAUGCUUUGAUCAAAAUUAGAAAUACGAAAUUAAAAUUGAUUAACAGUGGCACAGACGUGCCCUUUUAGUCGCCUUUUACGACAAGCAGGGAUACUAUGGGCGUAUUCUACUUCCCCCCGCCCAUAGGGGGUGAUUUGAAACGUUAACCAACACAAUACAAAUGUACAAUACAAUACAGGUGCAGACUUUUCACCGGACCUAUAAGCCUACCCGAAAGAGAAAUGUGAUUGGUCUGCUUUCCUGGCCCUACCUACUUACAUCUAAAUCACAUACACCAGAAACGCGUGUUAAGCAAACGAAGCUUCGAAGACGAAUGACGCAAUGCGCCACAAAUCGACGCACUCGCUCACGCAGCGACGUGUCUGAUUGGUCGAAAUCAGAGGAUGCCAACAUGGACGACCAAUCACAGCCGUUGAUAGAAGUUUCAAAGUGCUUCGAAACUUUAACACUAAUCGUAAGGGAAAGACACGUGCAGAACGAACGAAGCUUCGAAGAGAAAUGCUGCACUGCGCCACAAGUCGACGCACUCAUCCACACAGCGACGUAUCUGAUUGGUCGAAAUGAGAGGAUGCCAACAUGGACGACCAAUCACAGGCCAUUGGUAGAAGUUUCGAAUUGCUUCGUAUAUAAUGUUAAUCGUAACGGAAACGUACAUAUAAUAAAUAUCAAAGAAAAAAUCGAAUAAUAUACUUUCUUAGGAACACCCAUCUUGUAUUAUCUUUUAUUUUAUUGUAAUUAUGUAAUAAAUAAACGGAAAUAUUACUUUAAUAAUGCUUUCCUAUGCAGUGAUUCUGCUAAAAAAUAUUUAUCAAUUAUUUCAAAUAUGUUGAGACAUUUACAUAUGUAUUAACAUUUACAUAUGUUUGUUAAUACAAUGUAUUAUACAAUGUAUUAACAACCAUAAUAAGAAUCGGCGAAAAAAUUGAAUUGAAGAAUAGAUGGGAAUUUUAGCUAACGAAUAAAUAACCUCAAUUAAGUUUGUAAAAGCUAAAUCAUUUUUUAGUGUUUGAAACAAUGAGUUACAAGUUACUACGAAGCCGUAAUACUAAAAUAAACUUUUAAGUAAUGAAUAUAAGCAGAAAAAUGUAUUUUUUUAGCUUCCUUGCAAUAUCUAUCUUGUUCUAAUUGUUAGCUUUAUGCGAUCAAGUAAUGAAUAAAGAGAACUAUUAAUUUAAUAACUUUUUCUAUUUCGUAAUUC